AUGGCCACUGCUCCGAAGUCAAAGAAAAACCAAGAGAAACCAUUCCAUGGAGUGACCAAGGCUAAGAAGAGCCGAAAUGGGUGUUUAACUUGCAAAAAGAAACGUCUCAAGUGUGAUGAAACAAAACCUGUAUGUCUCAACUGUACGAAGAAAAAAAUUCAAUGUGGAGGAUAUGCCACCAAUUUUAAAUGGAAAUCUUUUAAUGACGACUCCUCCAGUAAUAGUUUGUCAGGCGUUACAAACAAAAAUUUGAAAAAACAACUAGAACUUGCAAGUGUUUCUAUUACAGGGAAAUCUAUUGAUGAAAUAACAAAGGAGAGUGAACUAAUUGCAAAAGGAUUUAAUCCCGAUAUUCUGAGAAACCGACAUGAGAGAAAUAGCUUCAGUGCAGUAUCUACAUCCGAAACAACCGAGCUCAUCAGGUCCUACAGUGAUUCCUACCAUUUGAAUGAGGUUAGAGAGUUUCGUAAUAGAAGUGAUUUGAAAUCUCUUGCUGAGGUUGCAGUUGAAGAGAUGGAGAAGUCCACAACUCCACAAUAUCAACAAGCAUCGUCACUGUCACCGCCGGCUCAAAUGUUUUCUCCUAAUUUUGAAAAUCCCGUCACAUCACUGAAAUCAUUAACGAAGAGUCAAGGUAGUCCUUUGGGUAAUAUAGCUGAUCUUGAUAUAAACCUAACACCUUCGUUAACUGCUAUUUUAAACUUUGCUUUUAAUAACGAUGCACCUAGUAUUCCUUCUGUUGAAUCGUUAAGUCCAUUGACGUUGAAUUACGAACCAAGACCUGAAACCCAAAAACCAGAAAUUGAGGGAUCUUUAGUGAAAUCAUCUGAACAUGAACAAAUAUUGUAUUUAUUCUCGGAAUACACUUCUGGUAUAAUGUCAAUAAAGAACGGAAUCCAUGAAAAUCCCUGGAGAAAUAUGGUUGUACCAUUAGCUUCAAAACAUUCUUGUAUUUUCAAUUCAAUUGCAUCCAUGACGUUAUUUCACAUGGCUGGUAGUAAUGGUGUUGUCCAUGCACCAGACGAGCUACGGGAAAAAGGCUAUCAUUAUAUGAAGAAAUGUAUCUUGGAAUUAGCUAACGGGUUAUCCAAUUCAGCAACCGACUUGCCACUUGAUGUUGCCUUGAUAACAUGUUUAAAUCUCGCUGUGAGUGAACAAUGGGAUACACAUACAUCCAGUGGAAUUGCUCAUUUGAAAGGAGCCAAAAGUAUGAUUCAGAAAAUAAUAGAGUUACUAAAGGAACAACAACAGGCUAUUCGAAAAGAUAGAAUUCAAAGUGUCACGGGCUCAGUAGUUAGCGAUGAUAGUAAUGGCAGCCAUUUUAACGUGAAGAAUAAAUUAAAAAGUAAACUAUCUUUGCUCGGUGAUUUUGAUUUUGAAAACAUGGUUCAUGAAACAAUCCACUGUCCCGAAAAAGUAGUAGUGAUUCCAAAGUCUAUUCAAUUUAUUUUCAACCAUUGGGUGUAUUUUGAAGUACUAGCUCAAAUGACUUCAGAUACCGUGUGUGACGAUAAAGGUAUUGAUCUAGUAGCAGUUAUUACAUCUGUAUCACAAAACAAGCAAAGUGACAAAGACCUCACCAAAUCACCAAGAUCAGAUAGAAGUGAUCUGUCAGAGAGUGCAUUUCAUUUUUUUGAAACCAUCAAUUCAUUUAAUUAUAACAACGAGCUUAUAGAUCCGCUAUUGGGCUGUGGUCAAUCAUUGUUUGUUAUUAUGGGCAAAGUUGCAAAUUUAAUUACCAAAAUAAGAAAAGCAAGAAGACAAGGUGGUGGUAAGAAAAGGAAUACAUUGCUAACUAUCAGUCAGGCCACUGAGCUUAGACAGAAAUUGCACAAUUGGAAACCAGCUGUUGUUCUGAGUGUUGUUGAUGAUGAUGGAAAUGACUCUACUACUUGGGAUAUCCCUCUGUGUGUCGCCACAGCAGAAGCAUAUCGAUAUUCCACAUUGUUGUAUUUACACCAAGCAGUACCUGAAAUCCCUUCCUUAUCAUCUCAUGUUUUGGCGGAAAAAAUAUUCAUUUUAUUAGCAUCAAUUCCUACAUCAUCAAAUUUGAUGAUUGUUCACAUUUUCCCACUUUUGGUAGCAUCAUGUGAAGCGGAAAUUGGAGAGGAGAGAGAGUGGUGUGAGACACGUUGGAAGCUAUUCUCCGAAAGAAUGUGGAUUGGGAAUAUUGAUAGAGCAUUUGAAGUUGUUAAAGAGGUAUGGAAACGAAGAGAUGCAUCGGAAAAGUCUGAUUUUAAGUCUGUGCAUCAACAGAAUGGAUUUGUGUCUUCCAUGCAUUCUGACGGCAGAAAUGAUAAUACCCAAGAUGAUAAUUCACUUGAUUCUGAAAAUCAUUGGAGUACAAUAAUGAAAGAAUGGGGUUGGGAAGUAUUAUUGGGGUGA
Messenger RNA from Candida tropicalis MYA-3404, 2385 nucleotides. RefSeq names its product Zcf9p (gene ZCF9). Gene Ontology annotation, biological process: positive regulation of transcription by RNA polymerase II. The record is from RefSeq and is a predicted model, not a curated record. The transcript has a single exon. Gene Ontology annotation, molecular function: DNA-binding transcription factor activity, RNA polymerase II-specific; zinc ion binding; transcription cis-regulatory region binding. Gene Ontology annotation, cellular component: nucleus. The coding region runs from base 1 to 2385 and encodes 794 amino acids. NCBI's taxonomy places the organism in Eukaryota, Fungi, Ascomycota, Pichiomycetes, Serinales, Debaryomycetaceae.